Sitophilus oryzae (rice weevil) is the source of this 1133-nucleotide messenger RNA. RefSeq names its product putative inorganic phosphate cotransporter. Gene Ontology annotation, cellular component: plasma membrane. The transcript is spliced from 4 exons. Lineage: Eukaryota; Metazoa; Arthropoda; Insecta; Coleoptera; Curculionidae. The coding region runs from base 199 to 819 and encodes 206 amino acids. Gene Ontology annotation, biological process: transmembrane transport; monoatomic anion transport. The record is from RefSeq and is a predicted model, not a curated record. Gene Ontology annotation, molecular function: transmembrane transporter activity.
AAACCCUGUAAAACACACGAAAAUGGGACACCCUGGACAAUAAAAUAUGAAUGUGCUACCUACUAUUAUUUUAUAUACUAUUUUAGCAGGCCGUACAAUUUUAAACUUACAGAAUUAUCACUAACAAAUUAAUACAUAAUAUAUCUAUACAUUUCCAAACUAAUAUCGGCACUAUUUUAGUCAAACAAGGUACCCUGGAUGUCAAUAAUAACUUCCAGACCUGUCUGGGCGCUAGCUGCUGCCCAAACGGGCUGCGUUUUUGCAUUUGCGAUUCUUUUUACACAGAUUCCAACCUAUCUGAACAAAGUAAUGGAUUUUAAUAUAAAAGACAAUAGUUUAUUGUCGUCGUUGCCUUAUUUGAGUUUUUGGAUUUUGGGACAAACAAUGAGCUUCGUUUCUGAUUAUAUAAUUAAUAAGAAAAUUGUUAGUCCGGGAGCUGCACGAAAAAUAUUUAGUUCAAUAGGUUUAUUUGUUCCUUCGGCAGCAUUAAUUUUACUGGGGUAUACGAAAGCUGACCAAACAAUUCAGGCCGUAUGUCUCCUAGUCGCUUCCGUAGGAUUUCUGUCCGUAAGCAACCUAGGUUGGGCAUUGAACCAUAUGGAUUUAUCACCCAACUAUGCGGGAUUGCUGAUGGGGCUCAUUAAUGCACUCUCUAACAUAUUUUCUAUUAUUGCUCCGUUAAGUGCACAAAUCCUUAUAACGGACGAAAAAAACCCGGCAGAAUGGCGAAUAAUAUUCUUCCUGGCGGCUGGAUUUAACAUUUGCGCUGCGAUGAUUUUUAACAUUUUUGGAUCUGGCAAGGUGCAACACUGGAAUUAGCAAAAUCAGAACGAACGCGUAUAAAGCUAGAAGUUAGUGAUGAGCAAAUUCAGAGCCAAAACCGCCUCAUCACUACCAAGUUAUCUAGUUGAAGAAACAUAAAUUAUUUUUUUAUUUAUUUUAUAUCCUAACAGUAAUAAUGACAUUGAAUUUAUCGUAGUCUACAGCAUGGGCAUGAAUUGCCUUCUUAAUAUCUAUAAGAUCUAUUAUACUAUAAAAGUGUCUACUCUCUACAGAUAAUAUUUUUUAGUUCUUGUAAUAUCAUAGUAAUUACAUAUCUUUUUGUAAACAUUAAAAAUAAUAACAAUAUAUUU